AUGGCUUUGACAAACUUUACCCUGCCCUUUGGGGCCUUGACACAAUCAGCUGGCGUUGCUGGCCCUUGGAGUCCCACAGUUUCACCCUUACAUCCCAUACAUCAUCAAUUGGCCAGCAAUACAAAUAAUCUACUCUACUCACCCGUAGAUCAUCAGCAACAGCCGGGCGAUGGUUCGGCACCACCACCGGGAUCGGAUUUUUACCAAAAUAAUCCCUAUGCUCCGCCACAGCAGACUUCGUAUCAACAGUACAACGGCAACAACAAUGGAAGACGUAAAAAUGCAUAUUUGCCACCAGUGCCAUCUGCAGGUACCCGUAAUACCCAAUAUCAUUUGCAACAGCCAUCUGCUGUGCCACAGCAACAACAAUAUCAUCAUCAACAAACACAACAACAGCAGCAUCAGCAACCGCAAUUUAGUCACCUUAAUCCGCAACAACAUCAGCAAAAUAACAAUAAUGCCGCCGUUUAUAAAACUGCAUCCUCAUCCUCGUCAGCAUCGAUAACUUCAUCAUUAACAGCCUCCGCUAGUAGCAGCACCAUAACAACCAGCAAUGGUCCAUCAUCCAAUACUCGCACAUAUGGUGAAGGUAGUUACUCAAGAUUUCCUCAGCCUCAGAAUAAUAAUAACAACAACAAUAACAUCCAAAAAGAAUCAUCAACCGCACAACAACAUCAGCAAUAUUUCAAUUCCUUUGCUUCGGUCAAACAAAAUCAACAUCAACAAUCUCGUCUAACUGUAGGUACAUCUGCGGGUGGCAUAAAUUUCGGAGCACCACCCAAUACAAAUGUGGAACAGCCACCACCUUCCACACAAUAUGGCGCCAGUUCGGCUAAUGGUAAUAAGCCCAACACUGGUGACAAUUCCAAUGAUGCUGCCAACGAUCCGUAUCCCGAUAGACCACCCGGUUUUACAAGAGUUCAAGCCGGUCAGGGUUCUAGAACGGGGGUACAUGCGGUUCUUGAUUAUGAUUUGGAAGAGGGUGAAGAAGAUGAUUAUUAUGAUGCUGAAGAUCAAGGUGAACCCGUUAAUAAAGAUGGUUCACACAAAUCAACAAUGCCUACCGUUACACCAAUUCAAGGACCAAUUUACCUCAAAAAUGGCACCGUGCCCGUUGUGCCGCUAUUCCACUAUCCCACAUUCAAUAAUGGCUCAUUUGUUCAGAUACCAAUUUGGUGGACAGCACUGUCCGUUGCACUGGGCCUCGAUGUACGUGGCGAUUUGAUAAAGGGUGUGCCAUGCAUAAAACGCUAUCAUCAGCUAUUCUGUCCGACGGCCGGUAACAGUUAUCCAAUUGAAAAAAUUGAACGUUUCAUUGAUGACAAUAAGGCGCUGAUGCGACGAAUGUAUGGUGAUUUUGAAAUGAACAUGGACGAUGGUGGCCCACGGCAACAGACGAAGAAGCGUAGGAGGCGUUUUAUUGAUGAACCCGAUAUUUUCCUACCACCUGGUGCAUAUCCUUCAUUUGUGCCCGAUGAUGAGGUCGAACCACAUGACGAGGAACAUGGUGAAAGUUAUUUUGGCAAGCUGCGUAAUAAACGUCAGGCUGAGAAUCAGGGAAAUCGUAACAAUAAUCAGGGUAAUCGAAAUGCCAAGCAGACGGGACCGAGGAGUGGUCAACAGGCUUCGCCGACAGGAAGAUUGGAUGCCUGUGAAUCGAAAGUGGAAAUUGUCACACCCUAUUGGGCCUCAAAUUCUGCUGGCAAAAUUAGGGCCAUAGUAAAUACGCAGCAUUUUGAACAAGCCAUACAUCAAGAGAUAUGCUCAAAAGCCCACACACACCGUUGCAUUGGUGAAUGUGGCUGUGAGCAAAAAUACAAAUGGCAUCGUCUGCUGGCCUAUGAUCCGGAUAAUGAUUGUAAGGGAAUCUUUAUGGAUUGGUUCCUGUUCCCAUCAUGCUGUGUAUGCAGAUGUAAUCCUUAAGGUGAAC
Musca vetustissima is the source of this 1930-nucleotide messenger RNA. RefSeq names its product protein spaetzle 3-like. The transcript is spliced from 6 exons. The record is from RefSeq and is a predicted model, not a curated record. Gene Ontology annotation, cellular component: extracellular region. The coding region runs from base 1 to 1923 and encodes 640 amino acids. NCBI's taxonomy places the organism in Eukaryota, Metazoa, Arthropoda, Insecta, Diptera, Muscidae. Gene Ontology annotation, biological process: central nervous system formation; innate immune response; regulation of Toll signaling pathway. Gene Ontology annotation, molecular function: growth factor activity; Toll binding.